Acaulospora morrowiae is the source of this 837-nucleotide messenger RNA. The record is from the annotation of a GenBank genome assembly. Lineage: Eukaryota; Fungi; Glomeromycota; Glomeromycetes; Diversisporales; Acaulosporaceae.
AUGUCCUAUCACAAAGACAAAUCAGUCUCUUCAAAUAUCUCCCUUCUCACGUUUCCGAACGAAAUCCUACGUAUGAUAUUUGAAGAGUUCGACUUUCAAUCAUUGAUCAGCCUGAGUAAUGUGUGCAAUUUGUUUCAGGAAAUUGCAAAGAUUUAUUUGGCCAAAACGUUCAAGAAAAACAACAUCAGCCUGUUGCUUGGCUUCGAACAAGAACAUAAACGUCACUUCAACGUGGACUUUGAAUUUUACGGCAUAAAUAAAAAGAACGGAAACUUCAUAUUCAAACCAAAGACAGAGACACUUCUGAAAUUCAGCAAUUCUCCCAUAUCAUAUAAUCCUUCGCUUUGGCGAAUAAUCUUAAAUGUAGACGGAGAAUAUCAACCUGACAUCAGGAGUUCUUCCCUAAAGGCUGGUCCGUUUAGGGGUAAGCUGUUGCAGGAACCUUGUCGUUUGUCGGUGAAGAAUUCAAACAGCAUGUGUCAAAAAACGAAAGAAGUAUAUCGAGUUGGAAAUGGUUCAUGCCAUCUCAGAGUUCCUUAUUGGUUUUCCUACUCUGUCACUGAGAGUACUCAAAGGAUGCGUACCAGUGAACGAUGGAUCACACCGCAAUCGUUCGAAUGUUCAUCAAGUUUCUUUUAUCCAAACGAGUCAGCUGCACAUAGAGUCAUGAGGUCGAUCUUUAGGCACAACUCAAACAAAAAGCCCUCCACAAAAAUCAUACCUAUAAAAGGCAAAGAACCUCUCGCACAAUUAUCCGAACCACGAGAAGUGUUAAUUAUACAGAACGAGCCUCCAAAGAAAAAAUCUACGAGAUGGGUCUGUGGUGCAAGAAGUUAA